ACAAAAAUGGGAGACGAAGAUUUCAGUAAACUUUUACAACAAGCAGAACAGUUAACAACGGAAAUUGAAGGAAAUGAGGAAUUACCAAGAGUAGAACGAUCUCUUGGCCAAGUAUUAGAAGCAUCGCACGAGUUAUAUUCUAGAGUAAUUCAAUCAGGAGCUAAUGAUAUACAAGCUCACCUGCUCUUCGGUUCAAAAGGCAUAGAUUUACAACAAAUAUCACAGAAAUUAGAAACACUAUCUUCAAAGCGUACUUUUGAACCUUUGCAACCUAUCGCAGAUUCGGAUAUUGAGAGCUUUCUCAAAAAUGAGAGAGAAAAUGCUAUUCUGUCACUAAUUGAUGAGGUUAACAAAAAUUCACUACAAACUACCGAAGAUCAGAAAUGGGAACACAUGUUGUCUGAAUGGACUAAAGAAAAAAUUAAAUUAAUGAAUGCUAUGAUUGGACCUUCUCAAAAUUGGCUAGAUUUAAAGAGAACUCCAGAACCUCCGAGCAUUGCAGACACUCCCAAGAAAUUUGGUCACUCCAUGCUGGAUAGUAUAGAAGCUGCAUAUGCCAGACAAGUGCAGCAGUAUAACAAACUAGUAUUUCAAGGAGCCAAAUCCAGAAUUGCUUUGCACCAAAAGUUUUCGCAAGUUGCAGAUGAGCUUAAUGAUCCUAAAGUGAAAGAAAUGUGGGAAAUAAUUAAGACCAUGUCAAACAUACCUGCUCUUGUCCGAGAUGAAGAUCCCCUAAAAGCUAGAGGAAAUUCAACCAUUCAACAGUGCCUCAUAGCGCAAGGAAAGAAAUAUUUGGAGAAAAGGUAUAAGCAGUACAUGGGUGAUGUGGUAAGAGCUAACCCUGCAGCAGCAAUGCGGGGAGGAGAGCCAGGCACGUUCCCACUUGUAAAAGGGUUUGUGGGUUUACGUUUACAAGGACAAAACACUCAAGGUUUAACAGAUGGUGUGAUUGAAGACCGUCCUCUCUGGCCUAUGGUUUACUACUGCCUUAGAAGUGGUGAUGCUACUGCUGCCUUGCAUUGCUUGAGAAAAGCUGGUCGAGAUCAUGAAGAAUUUAUUGCUGCCUUAGAAGAACAUAUCAGGGAUCCAGAAAAAGCACUAAGUGAUAAAAUACAAACUGCUAUCAAUUUCCAAUAUAGAAUUCAAGUUCGAAACUCCACAGAUCCCUAUAAAAGAGCCGUUUAUUGUGUAAUUGGCUGUUGCGAUGUUAGCGAUGAACAUUCAGAAGUAGCACGUACAGCUGAUGAUUACCUUUGGCUUAAAUUAUCUAUCAUCAAAUCACGUUCCAACAAAGAAUCUGAAUCAUUUUCGUACUCAGAUUUACAAAAAAUGAUUUUAGAAGAAUACGGUGAAACUCAUUACCAUGCUUAUGAGAAACCUCUGGUCUAUUUCCAAGUUCUGGCUCUCACUGGACAGUUUGAACCUGCUAUUGAAUUUCUCUCAAGAAUUCCAAGAUACCAAGUCCACGGUGUUCACAUGGCGUUAGCGCUUCACGACGUUUAUAUGCUGGGCACACCACGCAACGUUCAAGCACCAUUAUUGUCUGUGGAUACCGAUGAUCCAAUCCCUCUCCGACGGUUGAAUUUGGCUAGACUUAUACUCUUGUACGUGAGGAAAUUCGAAUUGUCUGACCCAUCGGAUGCUCUGCAUUACUACUUCUUUCUAAGAAACCUAAAAGAUCCCAGUGGAAAAAACUUGUUUAUGUGUUGCUGUACGGACCUCGCUUUGGAAAGUCGCGACUACGACUUACUGUUUGGUGUUAUGGAUGAAGUCACUGGUAUUAGAAGCCAGGGGCUACUGGAUCAAUUUAAUAAUUCUCACAUUGAUAGUAAGGUUAUUGCAUUGAAUUUAGCUGAGCAGCUUGUUAACAAAGGCCUAUUUGAAGAUGCUAUUAUGGUCUAUGAUAUUGCUGAUAACCUGGAGAAGGUGUUGGAGCUGUUCUGCGUGUUGUUGGCUCAGGUGGUGAGCGGGGCGGGCGGGCUCCGAGAGCGCUUGGGCGCCCUGAGUGCUCGAGUGGCCGCCCGCCUUCGAGCCCCCGCCUCGCCCUCCGCCCCCUUGCCCCCCGCCGCCCUCGUCGACGCUUACACAAAGCUCUGCAAGCUGUGUACGUUCUUCGAUCAAUUCCACAGUGAAAACUACGAGGGUGCACUCGAGACGAUCCGCUCGUGCGAGCUGGUCCCGCUAAGCGCGGGCGAGGUGGAGGCGCGCGUGACGGGCGCGCGCUCGGCGCGAGGCGAGCUGCUGCGCGCGCUGCCCGCAGUGCUGCGUGCGCUGUGCCACAUCCUCGUCGCUCAGAGACAGAAACUGCGCUCAGCACAGUCGUCCCUCCCCGCGCAUACCGCUAAUAAGCAAUUGGAGUGGCUAAGAGAGCAAGCAGAGGUUCUCAAUACUUUUGCAGGCAAUAUUGCGUACAGAAUGCCAGGAGACACUUACAGCCAACUAGCACAAAUGCAGAUUCUUAUGCAUUAAUGUAUUAUGCGUAGUUAUUAUUGUAAUCAGUCGAUAAUUUAGUAAAAUAAAGCAUAUUAAGCAUUUUAA
This is a messenger RNA of Melitaea cinxia (Glanville fritillary), 2538 nucleotides long. RefSeq names its product nuclear pore complex protein Nup93-like. The transcript has 15 exons. NCBI's taxonomy places the organism in Eukaryota, Metazoa, Arthropoda, Insecta, Lepidoptera, Nymphalidae. The record is from RefSeq and is a predicted model, not a curated record. The coding region runs from base 7 to 2469 and encodes 820 amino acids. Gene Ontology annotation, cellular component: nuclear pore. Gene Ontology annotation, molecular function: structural constituent of nuclear pore. Gene Ontology annotation, biological process: poly(A)+ mRNA export from nucleus; protein import into nucleus.